Dimorphilus gyrociliatus is the source of this 3011-nucleotide messenger RNA. The record is from the annotation of a GenBank genome assembly. NCBI's taxonomy places the organism in Eukaryota, Metazoa, Annelida, Polychaeta, Dinophilidae.
GCACAUCGCCGCCAUCACAAAACAAUAAACAAGCCUCAACAGAUCAGCUUGACAUUUUUCUCGUUUUUCUCCUUUAUGACUAGCAAAUUUGGGAUUAAUUUGAGGAAAAGUCUUAAAUUAUGUACGUAUGUUUAAAAGGCUUUGGAUUAUAUUAGGAAAAUGUUUCUAAUAAAGAACAUUUUGAAUUUGUUCUAUUUGACAGUUUUCGUAUAUUCUUUACUAUUGUCGACAGCUGUAAAUUAGAAAUUCUACUCUAGACGAUGGAUCCAGAAUAUGAAAAGAGGCUUUUAGGUGAAAGUCCAAUAGGAAAGAGUCAAACUACUCCGACAUCUCCUUCUAAACAUGUUUAUAGCGACCGAUUUAUUCCCGUCCGAACGAAGGCGAGAGUUUCCCUGACAUUCGAAGGCCAGGAGAAAAAGCAAACAAUGGAAAAAGAUUGCAGGAAAACUUCUCGAACAGAAACAUCCGAAACUAGAGAAUCAUCAGUAAUUUACAACUGCCUCUUGAAAAACGAGUUAUUAGGAGCGGGUAUAGAAGAAACAGAAAACAUCUUAUCUCCAAAAUCACAUUUUUCAAACAACGUUCUUUCAUUUAAAAUCUCAAGAAAUUCUACGCGAAGCGUAGAAACUAAUGUAUCACCAUAUAGCGUAUCACCUGUCACCAAUAAAUCGCAGAAACUCCUUCGUUCUCCAAGGAAAGCAGUCCGAAAAAUCUCGAAAAUACCGUUCAAGGUAUUAGAUGCACCAGAGUUAGAAGAUGAUUUUUACUUGAAUUUGGUCGAUUGGAGUUCCCAAAAUAUGCUUAGCGUAGGUUUGGGAAGUUGUGUAUAUUUAUGGAGCGCUUGCACCAGUAUGGUGAAUAAGUUAUGUGACCUAGCAACAGAAAAUGAUAAAGUAACUUCAGUCUGUUGGAAUGAAAGGGGUAGUACUUUGGCUGUAGGGACUCAUAAAGGUUUAGUCCAGAUUUGGGAUGCGGCGAAUGGCAAAAUGAUUAACUCUCUUCCGGGACAUAACGCCCGAGUAGGCGCUCUUGCCUGGAAUGCAGAAAUGCUGAGUUCAGGAAGUAGAGAUAGGACGAUUCUACAAAGAGAUUUCAGAUGUAGUCCUACAAGCCCUGAAAGACGUCUAGUCGGACAUAGGCAAGAAGUCUGUGGACUGAAAUGGUCACCAGAUUAUCAGCAUUUAGCUUCAGGGGGAAAUGAUAAUAAAUUGUUUGUUUGGUCAAAUUCAAAUGCUACGGCGCCUCUUCAGACGUACUGUGAUCAUAUUGCAGCUGUUAAAGCAAUAUCUUGGUCUCCUCAUCAACACGGUCUGUUAGCAAGUGGUGGGGGAACUGCAGAUCGCUGCAUUAGGUUUUGGAAUACAUUAAACGCUCAAUGCCUGCAAUAUGUCGACACUGGUUCCCAAGUUUGCAACCUAGCGUGGUCGAAACAUUCAAAUGAAGUUGUCUCCACACAUGGCUAUUCGCAAAAUCAAAUAGUUGUUUGGAAAUAUCCGAGCUUACAGCAAAUCACCAAACUCACCGGCCAUACUUAUCGCGUUCUGUAUUUGGCUAUGUCACCCGAUGGUGAAUCGAUAGUUACAGGUGCGGGCGACGAAACUCUUCGAUUUUGGAAUAUUUUUAACAAGUCUAGGUCGAGUAAAGAAAAUCGCAGUGUUUUGAAUAUGUUCUCGCAUAUGACGAGAUAUAUGAUAAAGCACACAGAAGAGUUUAGAAAGUACGGGAUUGGCAAAGUAUGGAUAUUUAAUAUUCCAUAUGUUGUUAUCUUCAAGGAUGAGUACGUAGAAAAAAUUCUUUCGAGCUCUAAAUUAAUAACGAAAGGUCGAGAAUAUAAAUUACUUAAACCAUGGCUGGGUGACGGUUUGCUGUUAUCAACGGGUGAUAAGUGGCGGAAACGCCGGAAACUUUUAACUCCUUCUUUUCACUUUCAAGUUCUUAAAGACUUUAUACAAGUCUUUAAUGAACAUUCACAGACUCUUUUAUCAAAAUUUCAAACCUACGCCGACAAAGGUAUAAGCGUGGAUAUAUUUAAAGAUUUAAGCCUAUGUACUUUGGAUAUCAUUUGCGAGACAGCCAUGGGGUGUCACGUGAACGCUCAGAGAGGCAGUAAUUCCGAAUACGUUGAAGCUGUGAACGAGGCGUGUAGAUGUAUACACAUAAGACAAAAAAAUCCACUAUUCUUACCAGACUGGCUGUUUAAUUUAACACCGUGGGGUAAAAUCGUUAACAAUAGCAUAAAGAUAUUACAUUCGUUUACGUUGUCUGUGAUUGAUAAGAGAAGAGGCGAACUAGUCGAUCUAUUUGGCGAUAAUUUGUCAUCUGUGGAUGCUGAAGCUAUAUGCGGAAGGCAAAGGGGUAAAUUAGCAUUUCUUGACAUGCUUCUAUGUAGUGAAGGAUUAACAAUAGAGGACAUUAGAGAAGAAGUGGAUACAUUCAUGUUUGAAGGUCACGAUACGACCUCUGUAGCUUUGUCUUGGACCUGCUAUCUACUAGGACUUCAUCCAGAAGUUCAAGAAAAGGCCUUUGAGGAGUUGAAUGAUAUUUUUGGAACAAGCGAUCGUCUCGCAACAGAAGAGGAUCUUAAAAGAUUAACUUAUUUGGAAUGUAUUAUCAAGGAAUCUUUAAGAUUAUAUCCACCUGUUCCGUUUUUCGCUCGAACUUUAACUCACGAUGUAAAAUUAGAUCAGUAUUUGAUACCAAAAGAAACUGUCGCCAUCAUUAUGCUCUAUGUUUUGCAUACUGAUGAGAAGAAUUUUAAAAAUGCGCAUGAAUUCAAUCCGGAAAGAUUCCUUAAUCAGAAUGCUAAUAAACACAGUCACGCGUAUGUACCAUUUUCUGCUGGUCCUAGAAAUUGUAUUGGUCAAAAAUUUGCAAUGCUGGAGUUGAAAGUAAUACUAAGUUCCAUUUUACGAAAAUUUCGCCUUCGAACUUUAACAAAAGAUAUCUCACCAAGCGGAGAAAUUGUCCUUAGAGCUGCUGAUAAAGUUUUAAUUAAACUAUUCUCGAGAUAA